This is a messenger RNA of Ogataea philodendri, 588 nucleotides long. RefSeq lists its product as uncharacterized. The transcript has a single exon. Bases 1 to 588 code for a protein of 195 amino acids. Gene Ontology annotation, cellular component: cytosol. Gene Ontology annotation, molecular function: thioredoxin peroxidase activity. Gene Ontology annotation, biological process: cell redox homeostasis; cellular response to stress; response to oxidative stress. NCBI's taxonomy places the organism in Eukaryota, Fungi, Ascomycota, Pichiomycetes, Pichiales, Pichiaceae. The record is from RefSeq and is a predicted model, not a curated record.
AUGGUUGCCACUGUCCAAAAGCCAGCUCCAAGCUUCUCCAAGACCGCCGUUAUUGACGGUGUGUUCGAAGACAUCACCCUUGAACAAUACAAGGGUAAGUGGGUGUUGCUCGCAUUCAUCCCAAUGGCAUUCACUUUCGUCUGCCCAACCGAAAUCAUUGCCUACUCGGACGCUGUUAAGAAGUUCGCCGAGAAAGACGUUGAGGUUCUGUUCGCUUCCACCGACUCCGAGUACACUUUGCUCGCCUGGACCAACGUUGCACGUGCCGAUGGUGGUCUUGGAAAGGUCAACAUCCCAUUGGUCUCCGACAAGAACCACACCCUUUCUAAGGACUACGGUGUCUUGCUCGAGGACGAGGGAAUCGCUCUUAGAGGUAUCUUCUUGAUCGACCCUAACGGAGUUCUGAGACAGGCCACCAUCAACGACUUGCCAGUCGGAAGAAACGUCGAGGAGUCCUUGAGACUCGUCGAGGCCUUCCAAUUCACCGAGAAGUACGGUGAGGUUUGCCCAGCCAACUGGACCGCAGGUGCCGAUACCAUCACCCCAGAGGUUGAGAAGUCUAAGCAAUACUUCUCCAAGCACGGUUAA